AUGUCUUCAAGAGUAAGAAGUAACGUUUGGAAUUAUUUUACAAAGUUAUCGUGUGAAAAAUCAAAAUGUGAUUUAUGUGGAAAUUUAAUUUCAAUUAAAGGAGGAUCUUCUACAAAUAUUAGAAGACAUUUAAAAACAAAACAUCCAUUAAUUGAUAUUGAUUCACCGAGGCUAACUACUACUGACAGAAGGUCACGUUCUCGUUCACCUCCUCAGAUGAGCUCUAAAGAUCAAAACAGUGAUCGUUCUACAUCUGAAGUUAUUCAUGUAGCAGGUAAAGUUGCUUCAGAAGUAGCUUCUACUUCAAAAACCUGCCUUACAAAUUAUAAGAAAAGCAUACCUUCUCAGGGACAACAGCAAUAUAGAAUUACGCAUUUUACAAACAGACCUAUGUCUAUUUUAAAAUGCAAAGAAAUAGAUAAACAGUUAAUAAAAUUAUUAGCAAGCGAUUAUUUGGCAUUCAAUAUAGUUGAAAAUACAGAGUUUAAAAAAUUUGUAAAUAUGUUAAAUCCGUCUUAUAAUCUUCCAACAAGAAACACUCUCUCUCAGAAUUUGUUAACACAAACAUAUAACGUUUUACAUGAAAAAGUUACAGAACUUUUACAAGAUGCUGAAGCUGUAUGUAUCACAACUGAUGCUUGGACCUCUAUAACGACAGAAUCAUAUAUUGCAGUGACUGCACAUUUUAUAGAUAGUAAGUGUAUAAUGAGAACCGUGCUAUUAGACUGUUAUAAUUAUAAAGAUAGUCAUACAUCGGACCAUUUAUAUUCAGAAAUUUCAAGAAUUUUAACCGAAUGGUCUGUACAUGAAAAAGUGAGUGCAGUUGUUACAGAUAAUGCAGCGAACAUAACUGCUGCAGUAAGGCUAGGUGGAUGGCGACAUUUACCUUGUUUGACCCAUUCGUUAAACUUAAUUGUUCAAGCAGGUUUAAAGGAAAUUUCACAUGUCCAUGUCAAAAUUAAAGCCAUAGUAGAAUAUUUUAAAAAAAGUUCAAAUGCUACACAUAAAUUAUUAUCUACUGAGGUACAAAUGGGACUCCCCGAAUUAAAAUUAAAACAAGAUAUGCCAAUAAGAUGGAAUUCCACUUUUUAUAUGUUUAAGAGAAUCCUUAAAGUCAAAGAAGCCGUAGUAUCGACGCUUGCAUUAUUAAAUUAUGAUAAAUAUCACAUAAGCCAAGACGAAUGGAAAACUAUACAACUGGCUACAAGAAUUUUAAAAUGUUUUGAAAAAGUGACAGUUGAUAUUAGUGCCGAAAAAAAUGUUACUCUAUCCAAAGUAAUAUAUUACAGCAGGGCAUUGAUGAGGUCCUCUAAAAUGAUACAGGAAGAAACUGAUCAUCCAUCUGAAAUCUACAAUAUGCUGCAAAAGAUGAUUGAACAAAUGACUAGACGGUUUUUAAAAAUCGAAGAAAAUAUUUCAAUAUCAGAAGCAACAGUGCUGGAUCCCAGAUUUAAAAGGCAAGGUUUUUGUGCGUCCCACUAUUUUGAAAAAGCAAAACAAAAUGUAAUUAAUGCAGCCAGUCACCUUAAUAUUAGAUCAGAAGCAGAUGAAAAAAACUAAAGCUAUACUUUGGAUGGAGUAAAGGCCAUAAAAUGGGGAAAAGAGCAUGAGGGUAAUGGAAUUUCUGUAUUCGAGAAAAAUCGAAACACUACUGUUGUUCCCACAGGAAUGUGGCUAGAUAGAUGUGGAUUUCUUGGAGGCAGCCCUGAUGGCUUAUGUGGUAAUAAUUCUAUUGUUGAGUUAGCCUAG
Molecule: messenger RNA, 1749 nt
Organism: Diabrotica balteata
Lineage: Eukaryota; Metazoa; Arthropoda; Insecta; Coleoptera; Chrysomelidae
Source: the annotation of a GenBank genome assembly